AUGUCUCGCGAUUCCCAACGUCAAGAGGUAACAUGGAAGCAAACGCUACCAGUAGUUCAGCUGUACUAUUACAGGAAAUCGGGUUCACUGCGAGAUGGAAGCCAGAACGAAAAUAUGAACACAGUAUACCGAAGACGACUUAUGUCAACUAUGGCGCAACGAUUUUCUCUUUGGUUAGCAGCGAGUUUUUGUACCAUCUUACUUGGAGGAUUGGUAGCAGCUAUUGCCAUGAUGACUUUUAUAAAAGACUCAACAACAAGUACUUCGACAAUAACCACGACAACUCAAACUCAAGGAAAUAUCACGAACACAACGGUAACAAGUAGUAAAAUAUAUUAUUGUGGGGGUCUAUCUAAUUUCACACGCUGGAACCUUUAUUCUUCUAAUGGAUUAUACAUGAACAUCGAUACAACUACAUGUAGCUUUAAUUCAACCCCGCUCUAUUUCACUAGCAUGGGUGGAAAUGAUGAACAAUGGUUUUUAGCGGGUUAUGCUGCUAUAUAUGCAGCUACGAAGGUAUCAUUUAGAAUUUAUAUGACUUCCUCAAACCAAUCGAACAAUGUAUUAAUGCUUAAUUCCUCCUAUACAAACCAAUGGAAUGUAAAUUGGCUUGGUAUUACUUAUUAG
Messenger RNA from Rotaria socialis, 627 nucleotides. The record is from the annotation of a GenBank genome assembly. NCBI's taxonomy places the organism in Eukaryota, Metazoa, Rotifera, Eurotatoria, Philodinida, Philodinidae.